CCAUCUAGCCCAGCGUCAAAUUCCGUUCGAGAUGGUCCCAUGGAACGGUGCUAGAACAAAGGUCCAGAUCCGUCUAUCUAUUCAGCGCUUGCGAACGCUUCAGGAGAAGAAGCUUGCCCUCGCCAAGAAGUCUCGACGGGAGAUCGCGGAUCUCUUGCUGAAAGGAAGAGUGGAGACCGCCAAGCUCAGAGUUGAGGGUUUGAUACAGGAUGACAUUUACGUCGAGUUAUUGGAGAUCUUAGAGCUGUAUUCUGAGAAGCUACAAGCUAGGUUUGGGCUCCUGGAUGCCUCGACCGGGGAAGAGCCAGAGUCCUCCAUCGCCGAUGCAGUCUGCGCCAUAGUCUAUGCUGCGCCGCGGACAGAGCUGAAGGAGUUGCAAGUAUUGAGAGAGAUGUUGAUGCACAAAUAUGGCCGAAACUUUUCCCUCACACUCGUCUCCUCCGAUCCUCCACCUUCGUCUGUGCCUCCGCGUGUGCUGUCAAAGCUGGCAUUGUUUACGCCGGCACAGGAACUGGUCGACGCUUACUUAUAUGAGAUCGCGAAGGGCUACGGUGUCGAUUGGGCACCAGAUGGGCCCAUUGAAGAGGUUGAUGGCAAGGUGCCAUCUGCCGCUUUAAAUGACGGGACAGAGGGAGGAGACGACGAUGAACACAAUGGUCACGGUGGUGGUACCAAGGAGGCCGAGAAAGCUGCAGUACCAGUCGCCAAUGAGUCGGGGAAGAAGUCUCCAUCACCGUUACCCAGAGACAAGGAAGAUGAUCGGGCAGAAGCUCCCGCAUCUCAGCAGCCGGAGCCGAAGAAAAAGGUCAACGACGAUGAUGAGCUCGCCAAGCGGUUUGAACGAUUGAAGAAUCUGAAGUAAGAAAAAUGUUGUAUGCAUCUUGGGUGG
Molecule: messenger RNA, 889 nt
Organism: Kockovaella imperatae
Lineage: Eukaryota; Fungi; Basidiomycota; Tremellomycetes; Tremellales; Cuniculitremaceae
Product: regulator of Vps4 activity in the MVB pathway-domain-containing protein
Exons: 5
Coding region: 32-862 (276 amino acids)
Biological process (GO): protein transport
Source: RefSeq, a predicted model, not a curated record